This is a messenger RNA of Protopterus annectens (West African lungfish), 3123 nucleotides long. Its product is annotated as semaphorin-4D-like. The record is from RefSeq and is a predicted model, not a curated record. Bases 509 to 2953 code for a protein of 814 amino acids. Gene Ontology annotation, biological process: negative regulation of axon extension involved in axon guidance; semaphorin-plexin signaling pathway; negative chemotaxis. Gene Ontology annotation, molecular function: semaphorin receptor binding; chemorepellent activity. NCBI's taxonomy places the organism in Eukaryota, Metazoa, Chordata, Ceratodontiformes, Protopteridae. The transcript has 15 exons.
GGUAAAAGGGAGGAGGAAGUUUUCUCACGUGGUGCAAUGUAACCGUUCCUCCUCCCGCCUUACUUAGUCGCGACUCGAGCAGCGUUGGGGGUUAAGAUGUGGUUCUGAUCGGUCCACUGUGUGGUAGUAUUAGGUUUCCAGUGGUAGGUCUUAAUGGCAGCAUGGGCUUCCUUGAAUGAAGUACAUUGCUUUGAAAUCUUGUCAGGAUUUAAAACAACACUGCUGAGCCUGAACUUUUAACUGAGGACGUCUAAUUUCAGUGCAGGGUGGUAGUUGGAAAGUGUUUCAUGAAUAAUCCAGCAAUAACCAGUAAAUGUCAGCUGUCAUUAUGAAUACUAUGCAAGAUGGAUUUGCAGCAGAAAUAUAACAGCAUAUACGUGCACUGGAGACUUGUGCCAACAUUGUUUAAUAAUUUACUUUGGACAGCAGAAAUAUCGACUACGGAAAUGGCGUGUUUUUAGACAGUGAGAUUUUCUCUCUUCCUGCCUCUUAAUCAAGAUUUUUGAAAAUGCAGAAAGCCAGUGCAAUAACGUUGCUAUUUGUAUUUUGUGGACUCUUUGAAAAUGCAGAAACAUCUUUUCAGAGUUGCAUCCCCAGAAAAACAGUGGCGUUUCAAAAUGGCAUCAACAGAGUGUUUGCAGAACCAGGAAUCUUCAAUUAUUCUGUGCUCCUGAUAAAUGAAGAAACUGAUUCUCUUUUUGUUGGAGCCAGAGGAGCAAUUUUUGCUUUAGAAUUGAAUGAUAUCUCUAAAGCCGUGUCCUAUACAUACUGGUCUUCCCCUGAAUCAGCUCAACUGCACUGUGCCAGAAGAGGAAAGGAUAAAUCUGAUUGCCAGAAUUAUAUUCGUGUCUUUCACAAGAUCAAUUCUACUACAUACUAUGUCUGUGGGACCAAUGCAUUCCAACCUGCUUGUGAUUAUAUGGUUAUUGUUGAUGGACAGAUACAGCUUCUAGGAAGACGUGAAGAAGGCAAAGGAAAGUGCCCUUAUGACCCUGCUGAAAGAUAUGCUUCAGUUAUGGCUGGUGGUGAACUUUAUUCUGCUACUUCAUUUGACUUUCAAGGCUCGGAGCCAGUUGUAUUACGCAGCUUAGGAAAUGGCUUAAGAACAGAAUACACAGCAUCUUGGCUAAAUGAGCCUACCUUUGUUCAUGCAGACAUAAUAGAAGAGAGGGAGAAUAGCCUUGGUGGUGAUGACCAGAUUUACGUGUUCUUCAGUGAAAAAGCUGUGGAAUUUGAUUUCUAUGACAAAUUAAUUGUGCCUAGAAUCGCUCGUGUUUGCAAAGGUGAUCGAGGAGGGAUGCGAACACUUCAGAAAAAGUGGACCUCAUUUCUGAAAGCCAGGCUUUCAUGUUUGGAGCCCAGUUUGAACUUAGAGUUUAAUGUUGUCCAAGAUAUCUUUUUAUUAAAAACAACAGAUUGGAGAGAGAGAAUUUUUUAUGGGAUUUUUACUUUUCAGUGGGAAACUUUAGAUACUUCUGCAGUAUGUGCCUUCAACUUGUCACACGUUGAAGACGUUUUUUCCUCUGGAAGCUUCAAAGCACCAGUGACUUUGGAGCAGUCUCUUCUUGUGAAGUGGGUAAUAUAUACUGGUGAUGUGCCAUUUCCACGGCCUGGUGCGUGUAUCGGGAAUAAAGAAAAGGAACAUGGAUAUACAACCUCUCUUGAUUUGCCAGACAAAACUUUGCAAAUGGUUAAAGAUCAUCCACUGAUAGAUAGUGCUGUGAAAGCCAUUGAUAAUCUGCCAAAAUUGCUGAAACGAGGCUCAAAAUACACCAGGAUUGCAGUGGACAGGGUUGUUGCUUUAGACCACAGACUGCAUGAUGUUAUGUUUUUGGGAACAGAUGAUGGGUACAUUCAUAAAGCCGUUAACUACCAGGGAGAGAUGUUUAUUAUUCAAGAAGUCCAACUGUUUAUGUCACCACAACGAGUAGAGAGCCUUCAGCUUUCUUCAUUAAAGGGUUACCUGUAUGUGGGUUCUGCAUCUCAAGUAGUACAGGUACCUGUGUCAGAUUGUGGUCGAUACAGAAACUGUUUGGACUGUGUAUUAGCAAGAGAUCCCUACUGCAUAUGGGCUCGAAUACAACAGGAGUGUGUUAAUGUGUCUGAAGGAACUGCUGAUCCACAGAAGUACCUUCAGAGUAUUCCAGAUGGAGAUGCAUCUGAAUGUCCUACAGAUGAAAAUGGCAACACCGAAAGCUAUAUCAUUAUCCCUGGCAACACGAUUCAACUUAAAUGCACUCCAUUAUCCAAUCUUGCUAACACAAAAUGGUUGUUUAAUGGAAGCCUUCUUCAUUUAAUUGAUUCCAAACAUCUUUUAUAUGAUAAUGGUAUUCUCAUAUUUAAUUUUGCUGUACAAGAUACAGGAUAUUAUGAUUGCUACUCAGUAGAAAGAGUUAAUGGAAAAGAAUUUCAGUCUGUCCUGGUGAGCUAUGUGCUUUAUCCACAGCAGUCAGAGGUGACGAAACAUUUAGACACAACACCGUUUCAAAUUGUAUUGACAGAAACCAACAAGGAUGAACUUACUACAGCAUUUCAUCCUACCGCAGUACCUAUGUCACCAAAUAUAGACGUGUUAAACCCUGAAGAAGCAUCAGUUUGUCCACCACAAACGCAGACAAACCCUAAAAUAGAGGUUACUUUGAUUAUUCUUGUUGCUGCUUUUGCAGCCCUUCUUGCCUCUAUUCUACUGUGGAACCUUUACAAACGACACUUGCCUUGUGGUUGUAGAAGUAAGAUAAAUGAUUUGGGGCACUUCCAAGAAAUGAGACAGAAUACCAGAACUUUGCAUCAGGAUAACCAUACCAUGAUCAGCAAUACAGUGGUUCCAGAAACCCUAAGCAGAAGUAGCAGUAAUAGCAACAGAAACAUUGACUUCCAGGAGAAUGGGAAUAUUGAGACCUCAUUGACUUUGCUUGACCUAAAAUUCAUUGAUGAUGAUGAGUAUGAUGCUUGAACAGUCCAGCAACUGCAUGGAACAAAAUCAGUAUGGUAUUAUUUAAACAGACGCAUUGCAGUCCCUUAUCAAAGUGGACUAAAGCUAUUUUGUCAUAGAGUGAUGGAAGGUUAAUACAUAACACAGUUUGUACCUUUUAAAAUUAAAUAAAAAUAAACUGAAUUAAGAAA